This is a messenger RNA of Galeopterus variegatus (Sunda flying lemur), 416 nucleotides long. RefSeq names its product oleoyl-ACP hydrolase (gene OLAH). The record is from RefSeq and is a predicted model, not a curated record. Gene Ontology annotation, biological process: lipid biosynthetic process. NCBI's taxonomy places the organism in Eukaryota, Metazoa, Chordata, Mammalia, Dermoptera, Cynocephalidae. The transcript is spliced from 4 exons. The annotation marks the transcript as partial.
AUGUCUGUGCACUCCAUAAGGCUUGCUGGAAGAGAAAGUCGGUUAGAAGAACCUUUUGCAAAUGACAUCUACCAGAUAGUUGAUGAAAUUGCUUGUGUUCUGCUGCCAGUCAUCCAGGAUAAACCAUUUGCAUUUUUUGGACACAGUAUGGGAUCCUAUAUUGCUUUUAUGACUGCACUACACCUAAAAGAGAAACAUAAGCUACAACCAAUACAUUUGUUUGUGUCAAGUACAACUCCUCCCCAUUCAAAGGCCCGGCAACGUGUUCCCAAACAUGAUGAAUUAUCAGAAGAACAAAUUGGUCAUCGCCUUAUGGAAUUUGGAGGCACCCCCAAGAGUUUUGUUGAUGACAAGGAACUUUUACAACAAUAUAUUCCCACACUCAUGGCAGAUGCGCAAAUAUUUGGUAAUUACAC